This is a messenger RNA of Aedes albopictus (Asian tiger mosquito), 5956 nucleotides long. RefSeq names its product inositol-pentakisphosphate 2-kinase (gene Ipk1). The coding region runs from base 564 to 2354 and encodes 596 amino acids. The record is from RefSeq and is a predicted model, not a curated record. NCBI's taxonomy places the organism in Eukaryota, Metazoa, Arthropoda, Insecta, Diptera, Culicidae. Gene Ontology annotation, molecular function: ATP binding; inositol-1,3,4,5,6-pentakisphosphate 2-kinase activity. Gene Ontology annotation, cellular component: nucleus. The transcript has 12 exons. Gene Ontology annotation, biological process: inositol phosphate biosynthetic process.
AUUAGUUGAUAAGAUUAUGGAUUCGCUCGUCGGUAAACACACUCAAUGUGCUUUAUGACGAUUUCCGUUGCGCGAAAUUUCGGGCCCCGUAGGCAAUUCAUCAUAUUCGUCUGCAGAAAAAGUCACCAUUCAGUAUUCUCGACUCAUCAAACGUUAUAAACAAAACCCGCGGCUUCAUCGUGGAGAAACGUGCUGCAACUUGUCACCGUCGUCACCACCAACAACACCCAGCAGCAGAGCAGACAAACUUCGUGGAAUUCAUCGUAUAACUAAUGCAACAGCAGUAGCAACAGCAGCAGCAGCAGAGACAUGCGUCAAGUGAAAGACACUUAAAUCGGGCGGUGUGAAAGUACCCUCGUUCGCUAUCCUCCAUUGCUGGUGACAAAGCAGGGAACCUUCACGACUUGUAGUCAGUCGGUGGUGUUAUCAAACAAACUAUCGACGACAGUUUGCUGCUGAUUUACCACGAAUGCGGGGCGCACAGUUCUGGAGCUGGAGGUCAGGCCAUUCGCAGUUAUACAUAGUUCCAACGGUGCUGCAUAUCAAUUAAACAGUAGACCAGCAUGGGAAAGCUGAAUACCAAUUAUGGCAACUAUUGCUACCAAACUGACACCGUCGCGUUGGAUCGAGCUGUGACCAAAUAUUGUACUUCUCGAAACGAUUACUCCGAAUCUACUACGGUCGGAGACGAGGUAUCCCUACAGAUUGGGCGGCGGAUAAUUUGCUGCAAAGGCGUUCGACAGAUGCACUAUGACUACGAAGAUGAUGGCGGCAGCAGCAGGGGAGACUAUCGGGGCCGGAGGGUGGACGAGUCUGCUGGAUCAUUCAACGAGGAGAGUGAUCGAGAUGAUGAGCUAGAAGACGAGGAGGGACACGUCGCCGCCGUUGAGGCGAUUGACGAAAGUCGGCUGGCCUAUCGUGCCGAGGGCAAUUCCAAUAUCGUGCUCGCGUUGAUGGACGAUCAUCGGGUUCUGCGGAUGAGGAAAACGACCAUCAGCUGUCCGGAUGCGAAAGAUACCGUCGAUCUGGAGCGAUUUGUCAAAUUUUCCCGAGUGAUUGCGAGUUGCUUCUCCCGGCGGUACGUCCCGCAACCGAAGCUGGGCCGCCUGGACACGUACGACCUGGACGCAUUCAACAAAAAGUUAUCCAAAUUUCGACCAGUGAAUCGACUGACCAAGGAAAUUCAAGAUCGCGACUGCAUCCUGUAUCCCGAUGUGGCGUUUCUGCCGGUUACGCUGGAUCCGCUGACGUUUCGCAACCAGGACUUUGGGCAGGACCCCGUCAGAGGAUAUUGGCAGAACACGUACUGCGUGGAGAUCAAGCCUAAACAGGGAUGGUCCCUGGACGAUCUUUGCUACGGCGAUGGAUUUACCCGGGAACAGCUGUUCGGCUGCUGGGAUGGCGAUCAUCUGGUCGAUUCGUCGAGCAUGGCGAAAUGUCGGUUUUGUUUGUUUCAGUAUUCUAAGUUGCGAAAUAAAAUGAUUGAAAAAGUCAGCAAAUAUUGCCCAUUGGACCUGUUUUCUGGUAAACCCAUCCGAAUACUGAACGCCAUCAAAGGUCUCAUCGGGUCCCCGCAGAACAAUUUAAAGCUCUGCAAAAAUGGUCGCAUCGUAUACGACGAACAGCGGGAUAAAUCCGUCUUCAACCGCAUUCUGAAAGACAUCUUUCCCCGUGACGGACGGACCAAAGAAGAGAGAAAAACAGUAUUUAUGAACCUGAUAAAGGAAUCCCUGCUGAAGGAUUUCUCCUGCUACGAGGCGGACCACGACAGAAAGCUGCUUACUUUACGGAAGGAUAGGAAAAAGAAGGAUAAAAAUCGAAUCCAUCAACGUACCUGUAGUUCAAUCAAUUAUCAAUUCCUACCGAGGAAUUGUGCUCUCAAGCAGGUUCUGGAUAUGCAACUAUUGGUAAAGGAAACUUUGCCCAAGGUGCACUCAGAUCUGUACCAACGGGACAUUGGCGGUUCAUCGGCCAGCAAUCCGUUUGCCUACAUUGACGAGCUGUACGAGAAGUAUUUGGACUAUCUUGACGAGCACUGCGAGAAACGGCUAUCGGGAAGAUUAGAGUUUCUGGAUGAUGCUUGCUUGGACGAACAGGAACGGUAUCAGCUGGGAGCCAGCGCUCUGGAUUGCUCAAUUAUGAUCACAUUCCGACGGUUGGCCGCACGGGAAGAGGACAGGUUGUCACCAGCGGCCCGAACGCACAUCAUCACGAUCGAGAGGAUGAAGUUUCUCGUCAACGUUACCGUGGCCGAUCUGGACCCGAAGCCGCUCAAACAUUGCCAAAAAUACCUCCACCAGCUGCAGAAAUCGAUCGUACAUUAUCGCGAGUUUAUGUCCAAGCUGCGGCGCUAGAUGGUUUUAGGAAUUAUGAAAUUAGUUUUACCAAAAUUCACUUCUAUUUAUUCAUACCACGAGUGUUGUCAUUUGAUGUAAAGAUUAUGUGAUACUAUUUAGCAUGAGUGUGUUUCACCGUGUAGCCAAUUUUAGGUCCAUUUAGGGUAUUUAUUAUUCAAGUAAUAAUUUUAAUUGGGGCUGGAGGCCCUUUAGAUAGUUUACAAGAACAUCAUGGUUUUAGUAGCAUUAGUAAAUGCGAAGCAACAGAACUGACUUCAGUGGUCCAUGUGGUAGAUAGCGUGCAGACGAAUUUCGCGUCAACUCGACCAACGGUUGGCAGCACCCUCUCAGAAUCGAACGAAACUUUGUGGGCAUAAACAAUAGGUCUUUCUAAGCAACUUUGCAUAUUUUGUUUUUCGAAAUUUUUCAAGAGUAGCAUUUGAAGAGGGCCUAUUUUUUUCAUAGAUUUUUUUCAAAUCGAUGUAACUCAAAAAUGACAAGACCUACAAAAAAGUGUUGUAUGGCGGACUAUCGUGAAAUUCCAUGAAGUUUUUUAGAAAAAUAUCCAAAAAAUACAAAUUUAAUUCCUACACUGAAAAAUAAAGGUUUUAAAAAUUUAAAUCGAUAUUACAAAAAACCCUGUUUUUAAAUCGAUGAUUUUUUUUCUGGAGAAAGGUAUUUCAAUUACCUACAUUUUCUCCAAACAAUGUUGCUGUGACAUAUUUAAGGGAAAAAAAUUUUUCUAACAAAAACUUUUUUCAUGUCUACAUUGAGUGAAUAUUUUUCAUCGUGUUUCGUGCCAACAUGGCCAUAUAUAGGUUCAGCAGCCUCUCAUCAACCAAUGAAACUUUAUGGAAGUUCAAAAAAUUGUUUAAGAAGCAACUUUGCAUAAUCUAAUAUUUAUCUAGACUAACAUUUGAAAAGGGCGUAUUGGAGUGACCCACACUUAUAUGAAAAACAUAAAAUUCAAAAAAUGCCAAGCCUUACCUCCUGCAUCAGUUGUUUUGGAUUCCCAGAAGCUACGUUCAGCAUUUGAGCGAAAUCGAUUUAGUCUAAGGGGUGAUACACAAAUUAUGUCACGCAAAAUUCGACCUUCUUCAACCUCCUCUAUGUCACGCUUUGUGUAUGGGACCUCACGAUUGUUUGUACCGUGCCAUGCCCUAAUACCGUGACCUUAAGGAUGCUCUUCACGUCAAAGAGCCCUGUGAAAAUCAAUAAUCCAUGUUUCUUGAUUUUUCAAACGCUACAUUAUUGCUUAUUGUGUGUAUUAUGUAUAAUAAAUAUGAUUAAUGGAAUUCCAAAUGUUUAAUCCAUUGUUAAAAUCAAAAUUGUAAAACAUAGCAUUGUUCCUAAUACCGUGUAUGUGACCCGCAUACAUUGGUGGUCCUUUGAAUCAUGACUAUAUCAAUCAUACUAAGUUCAUACUUAAAAGAACCUGUGCGUCAAACGUUGCCUAGAGGUUUGUGCAAUUGAUUCAUAAAGUAAAAAGUUUCAAUAAUAUUUUCAGUUUGUAUGUUUUAGCCGAAACACGGUAUUUGGAACACAUAAGGAACCAUGCCCUAAUACCGUGUAUAGGUACUUUGCACUCACAUUCUGUAAAUAUUUUUAAUCGUUUGUUUUUGUAAAUAUGUGCCAAAUUUAUCACGCCUAACUUAAGAAGGUUUAAUAUGCUAAUGAUUGAACUAGUUACUCAGUUAAAAAAAUAAUACACUUAGUAAAAUAUUUGAGUUUUUUGUCAAAUACACGGUAUUAGGAGGCACACGGUAUUAGGGCAUGGCACGGUAUGGGUCGUCACGUUCUGCAAAACCCCCCUCCCCUCCUAAAGCGUGACGUAAUUUGUGCAUGGCCCCUAAUGGGGCGCUCAACGAGCAUGAAGUUUGUAUGGGAAAACUUGGCCAAAUGUAUGCAGAAAUCUUAAGCUUUUGAUUUUUGCCGCUAGGUGGCGCUGCAAGUGUUCAAUUAAUAAAAAAUAAUUAAAAACCUUGGCUAUUCUUGUAGGUGACGAUAUGCCAAACAACUUUAUCGAAGACCGCAAAGUGAUCCGAAGCCUGUUAAAAAUUAAUACUCUAGGUAAAGUGAGGUGAAACAUUAUUGUCGUUUUUCCAAUACAUGUAAAGCAAUAUCAAUAAUGAAAUCCCAAUGCUUCGCCUCACUGACGGAUCACUUACGGGUCUUCAACAAAGUUGUUUGGCAUAUAGUCACCUACAAUAAUACCAAUGUGUUUAUUAAUUGAACUCUUACAGCGCCACCUAGCGGCAAAAAUCAAAAGCUUAAGAUUUCUGCAUACAUUUGGCCAAGUUUUCCCAUACAAACUUCAAGCUCGUUGAGCGCCCCAUUAGAAGCCAUGCACAAAUUACGUCACGCUUUAGAAGGGGAGGAGGUGAGGUUUUGCAGAACGUGACGACCCAUACAAACAGUGGUGAGGUCCCAUAUAAAAAGCGUGACAUAGAGGGGAGGGGAGGGGGGUUGAAAAAGGACGUAUUUUGUGGGACAUAAUUUGUGUAUCACCCCUUAGACUAGCUCGUUUUCGCUCAAAUGCUGAACGUAGCUCCUGGGAGUCCAAAACAAUCGAUACAGGAGGUAAGACUUGUCAUUUUUCGAAUUUUAUGUUUUUCAUAAGUGUGGGCCACCCUAAUACGCCCUUUUCAAAUGGUAGUCUAGAUAAAUGUUAGAUUAUGCAAAAUUGCUUCUUCAACAAUUUUUUAAACAUCCAUAAAGUUUCAUUGGUUGAUGAGAGGCUACUGAACCUAUAUAUCGCCAUGUUGGCACGAAACACGAUGAAAAAUAUUCUCUCAAUGUGGACAUGAAAAAAGUUUUUGUUAGAAAAACUUUUUUCCCUUAAAUAUCUCACAGCAACAUUGUUUGGAGAAAAUGUAGGUAAUUGAAAUAUACCGCAUUUAGUUCACCACUGGACUGCGCACUGAGUCUUCAUAAGUGCGAAAACGUAAAUAAAACUGCGCGAUUGCAUCAAAUCAAAUUGAUGUCUUUGGCGCACUAUUUCUUCGAUGUAUGCUGAAUAAGUGCUCUGAAGACACCAAAUUGAUUGGAUGCAAUCGCGCACUUUUAUUUGCGUUUUCGCACUCGUGAAAACUAGUGCGAUAGUCCAGUGGUGAACUAAAUGCGCUAUACCUUUCUCCAGAAAAAAUAUCAUCGAUUUAAAAACAUAGGGUUUUUUGUAAUAUCGAUUUAAAUUUUUAAAACCUUUAUUUUUCAGUGUAGGAAUUAAUUUUGUAUUUUUUAGAUAUUUUUCUAAAAAACUUCAUAGAAUUUCACGAUAGUCCGCCAUACAACUCUUUUUUGUAGGUCUUGUCAUUUUUUAGUUACAUCGAUUUGAAAAAAAUCUAUGAAAAAAAUUAGACCCUCUUCAAAUGUUACUCUUGAAAAAUUUCGAAAAACAAAAUAUGCAAAGUUGCUUAGAAAGACCUAUUGUUUAUGCCCACAAAGUUUCGUUCGAUUCUGAGAGGGUGCUGCCAGCCCAAUAGAAGGGUUGGCGCGAAAUUCGUCAAUAUUCAAAUAAUUGUUCAACAUGCAGAACUGUUCGCAUAAGAAUAAGUAGAUUCCAAAUUUAUACCAGCAAACAUUUUUUAAUACAUCAUAAGAAUUCAUAAUUGUUCAAACAA